This is a messenger RNA of Momordica charantia (bitter melon), 715 nucleotides long. RefSeq names its product light-regulated protein 1, chloroplastic-like. Gene Ontology annotation, cellular component: chloroplast. The record is from RefSeq and is a predicted model, not a curated record. NCBI's taxonomy places the organism in Eukaryota, Viridiplantae, Streptophyta, Magnoliopsida, Cucurbitales, Cucurbitaceae.
CAUGCUUCUACUCAUUCAACUCUCAAACUCACCACUAAUUAUCACUUCCAAAUUACAUAAUUUUUAGCAUUAAACAUCAUAAGAAUGCAGGCUGUUCUUACCAUUCCUGUCCUUCCCCUUCUCCUCCCAACACCUUCCAACAACUCUUUUCCCUUGAACUCUUUCGGCUCUCUCUCGUCACGUCGCCCCGCAAUCAAAGCAACCUCCACGGUCGCCUACGACACCUCGGUGGUUGAUUAUAGCUCCGCUGUCUCAGUGUUUCCUGCUGAAGCAUGUGAGAUAAUUGGUGGAGAAGCGUGUUGGGCUCAUAUUUUUCCAGAAGUGAGGCUUCAGCCUCAGCCUCUGGAAAACGCCCCAUCAAACGCCGUCGCUUUGGAAGAUAUUGAUAGAGAAUAUCUUGAUUACUCCGAUUCUAGCACCGUUUUCCUAGGAGAGGCUUGUGAUGAUCUUGGUGGAGACUUCUGUGGAGCAUAGUUUCUAAAUGGCGUUUACUAAUCAUGGCCCACACCCGCAAGAUCCGAACAUGGUUCGGGUCGAGAAAGACAUCUAUUACUAUCUCUAAGAUCGAUCGUAAUUUUAUUUUACGUGCAGUGUGUUAUAGUUAUUGUGUAGUUUAUUCACAUAUAAUGUGCAAGGCUUUUAUUACAUGAGACUUCACUGGCACUGCUACACAAAAAGGUUAUGAAACUAAUUCCUGAGAAGAACUCAUGGGCAA